Messenger RNA from Pyricularia grisea, 2589 nucleotides. RefSeq lists its product as uncharacterized. The record is from RefSeq and is a predicted model, not a curated record. The coding region runs from base 1 to 2589 and encodes 862 amino acids. Lineage: Eukaryota; Fungi; Ascomycota; Sordariomycetes; Magnaporthales; Pyriculariaceae. The transcript has a single exon.
AUGCCACUGAGCGUUCUGAGGCAUUAUCUCCGUCGCUCAACACCAAGUUUCGUUGCGGUCCUUUCGCUUUAUCGCCCUGUACAGAUCGGCCAGCAACUUAUCUUUCGUGAAGCUUUAUAUAUCAAAAGUUCGAACUCGGCGGCUGUACAGACAGCAAACUUUACACAAUGCCAUUCUCACAACAGCAGGUCAGCCUUGGCCCCGAAUCCGGAGCAUUCUGCUACUGUCGACCUCGACGCUUUCGACGGAGGUGACGAAGCAUCUUCCGACUUCUAUGACUACUCCCCAGAGGAUGAAUUACAAAUCAGAGCACCAUCCGAACCCUCGUCAGAUUCCGCAAGUACAUCAGGCUACGGGAGAUGGGAAAGCCUUUCGAAGAACCAUGCACGGUUGAGAGCAGAAUCGACACCUCCCUGGCCUGAGACUGAUGGAGGACGGCUAAUAGAUAGCCCGGAAGGAGAGAUGGAUCUAGCUUUAUGGGCAUGUCUCCUGGAUUUCUGUCAGAGAACUGGGUCUCUUGACGGAGCAUAUUAUUUAUUGGGCGAGCUCUUUCGACGCCGGAAGCUUUACGAGACAGACCAUCCCUUGGCCGAGAAUUUCUGGCAAACUGUGGUGGACCUUUCUAUUCAUGACGACACACUACUGGAGCAGCUUCUCGGUCAUGCGGUAUGGAUGCAGGACAAGCGAGACACCCGCUGGCCUCAGCUUUAUGGAUCCAUAAUGAACCCUUUGCUAGCAAGUCGCCAAAUCAACCGCGCUUUUCGUUGGCAUCUGCUGUUGAGUUCGUUCUCAGCUCCCACCAAGACAGAACUCAUCGAAGUUCUCAAAACGGCAGUUCUGGAUGAGGAUCAAGAUGUCAAGAACCUGCUGCAAAGUAUCUACAUAACAAGUACGCAUCGGGGACUAUAUGACAUCCUGGUACCCUUCUUUUGGGAGCAGGGACUUUGCGGCCUGGCACUUAGAUGGAGACAUACCUUCAUUAGACACAAUGACCGCCCCCGUUCUCGAGCCUCGCGACCGUUUAUUAGAUACUUUGCAGCCUACUUCCCACAGAAGCCUUUAGUAGAGCAAGAAGUCAGAGCAGCCGGCCUUGAUACGGAGUUUACCGGAUUUGAGGGAUCUGCAGAGGAUGUGGGCGGCGAUGUCAAUGCGCUUUUGACUUUUCUUGGUGGCAGGCCUCUUGGAACCGACGAAAAAUACAAUGAUACCCUCGGGGCAAGAUGGUUUGCCAGUUCAUGGAUAUCUCUUGAGACUGCCAUACAGUUUGUUCACGCAUUGGGAGUCUCGAGGAUUGGGCCUUUAUCACUUCAGUCGAUCGCACUGCGUGAAAAGUCGACGGCAGAUCUAGUCCAUCGACUCAAGCAACUCGACAGCUGCGGAAUAAGGAUCGGUGCUUCCAGAUACGUGCGUGCUAUUAGGUACAUGGCAACAUCUGGGGACUGGAACACGCUUCAAGACCUGCUAAGUUCAGAUAUACAUCCCGACGUUUUUGAUGACGAUGCAGCCCAGGAAAAAAUUCGAGAGGCGUGCCAGCUCGUCAGUGAUUGGAAAACAUACCGGAUGCUCACUGCUGUGAGGGUUGCUGAUACGCUUGACGGAGUGACCAUCCAAUACAACAACUACCUUUCAUCCGCGGACCUUCUGUCAAAACGGGUUGCAACAAGAAUUUUAAGCCAAAUGCAGGCCAGCGACAUCCCUCUCUAUGCCUCAACAAGCGCCCGAAUAUCACAGUACAUUCUGGAUCACAUGCCAUAUAGAAAGCGUCACCUGGAUCCAGAUGCCGACUACUUCCUUAAGCUGAGCCGUCUGAUGCUAGCUACCCCGUACCCCCCUCCAGCCAGUGUGUGGCAAAGUCUUCUGGACUCACUUAGCUACACACUAGACAUAGAUCGGCUGGAGGAGGUUAGUCUGGAGAUUGUUCACCACUACUGGGAUGCCAAAAGAGACUACCAACCUAGUCUGAGGAUACCAACUGCCGAUGUACCUGCGACAUUCCACGCACUGCAGCCAGACAAGCCUUUUCAGACACUCCCUCGCGACCUACCCUUGACGAACAGCAGCCACCCAAUCGCCAAGAUAUUCAAUCAUCGAUUCCAGCGGCAUAUUGUUCGUCGCGCGUUCAAGAGUGCACUUGUCCGCCGCUCCAGGCCGUGCCGACUCGGUUCGAGAUCAUCGGCGGCAGACUACGGGAUCGCCCGAGGUGUUAAGUUCCUGGCUGAUUUGAAAAAUGCCGGGGUCAACGUCCCGGAUCUUACCGUUCAAAAAGCCGUCAUCCUCUGCCUAGUUGAUUUGUUCAGUUUCGACUGGGUGCCUCGACAGCACUUCAUGACGAAAUUCAACUUUGUCAACCAGUACACUCUAGAUGAAGCGCGAGAUCUCUUCAACGAGGCAUGGGGUGGCUCUUUACUGCCUGCCACAGAAGAGUUGCAGCAAAUUAUUGAUGUCGAGGGCAUGGCACGACAGCAACGGAAAGAAACGAGGAUCAUGAAAGCCGAAGAGCGUAAUGGGAUGUCAUACAUCGAGCAUCGACGCGAAAUCUUUGCCAGUAUUGCUCGCAUUGUAAGCUGGUUAGAGAGGAUGACGCGUUGA